This is a messenger RNA of Colletotrichum acutatum, 345 nucleotides long. RefSeq lists its product as uncharacterized. The transcript has a single exon. Bases 1 to 345 code for a protein of 114 amino acids. Lineage: Eukaryota; Fungi; Ascomycota; Sordariomycetes; Glomerellales; Glomerellaceae. The record is from RefSeq and is a predicted model, not a curated record.
AUGUCCUGCGGCCACACAAUCCUCUCCCACCCAACCGACUGUGAUAGCGCAAGCUGCCAGCCCCAGCUCCAGCCCCAGCCCGCCUUCCUCAAUGACAGCUGCGCCGCUUGCCACCGCCCCGCAAGCUACGCCCAGAACCGCGCGCGGCACGAGGCCGAGCACGCCGUGCUGAUGGGUGAGUACAUGCGGGCCGACGCCGCAGGCGACGAGGACGGCAUGCGGCGUGCUCGGCGCGCCAUGCUCGAGCACACGCGGCUGCUGCGCCGGCGGAACUUUGCGGUGAGUUUGGUGAGGGAGGAGCCGGGCGGCGAUGUCGAGUGGCCUGGCCUGCCUGCCUGUGAAUGA